Messenger RNA from Dicrocoelium dendriticum, 1950 nucleotides. NCBI's taxonomy places the organism in Eukaryota, Metazoa, Platyhelminthes, Trematoda, Plagiorchiida, Dicrocoeliidae. The record is from the annotation of a GenBank genome assembly.
GGGGCUUUUCAAUCGCCACUUGGCGUUUUGUGUGCAUAAGUGUACGCACCUCAUCAGUGGCCAUAACUUUCGACUUUUUUCGAGUAUUCAGGUAUGGGAUAACUUAGUGCCUCGGGACUCGUCUUUGGUAGCUGGGAAUUGGGUGAAAGCCGUUAAUGGUGAGACAUUCCCUGUUUUUAAUCCGGCCAAUGGUGAACUCUUGCGUUCUGUCCCCGCAAUGUCUUCUGCUGAGUCACAUCAGGCAAUCACAGCCGCUGUAGAUAGUCAAAAGAAAUGGGCAUCUAGAUCAACUUCCGAAAGAGCUGAAAUUAUUCGCCAUUGGGCCAUGGCAAUACGGCGUAACAAGGAACACCUUGCCAAUUUGAUCACCGCAGAAAAUGGGAAGAUACUCUCUUCUGCCCGAACUGAAGUUGAUUCUGGUGUUGCUGCUCUCGAAUGGUAUGCCGAGGAAAGCAAACGGACUUACGGGUACUACGUCCCAACUCUGCUCGAAGUCCACCGAGAGCAGUUGAUCUCUCACCAACCGGUCGGCGUUGUCGGCGUAAUAACUCCGUGGAAUUUCCCUCUUGCCAUGAUCACUCGAAAAGUGGGUGCAGCACUUGCAGCUGGAUGCGCCGUUGUGCUAAAACCUGCAGAGGACACACCACUUUCUGCUUUAGCCAUUGCCCAUCUGGCGACUACAGAAGCAAAGCUACCGGAAGGCUUGUUAAGCAUACUAACUGCUCAGCGCGGGAAACACGGAGCUGAAGAAAUUGGAUCGGUGAUGUGCUCAAGCCCAGACGUCCGGUUAAUCGGCUUUACCGGGUCCACGAAUGUUGGCAGGAUGUUGUACACCAAAGCUGCCACUUAUGGGAAACGUGUGCUGUUGGAACUUGGGGGAAAUGCUCCGUUCAUCGUGUUCCGGUCGGCUGAUUUGGAUCAGGCAGUUUCUGGUGCAAUUGUCUCAAAAUUCCGCUGUUCCGGUCAAACCUGCGUAUCUGCUAAUCGCUUCCUCGUUGAAGAUAGCAUAUAUGACAAGUUUGUUCAAAUGUUGGUUGCGUCAGUGAGCCAGCUUACCAUGGGUGACGGAAGACUUCCAAACACACAGCUGGGACCACUAAUCAACGCAGCGGCCGUACAGAAGGUGCAUCGCUUCGUAGAAGAGGCCAAGACAUCAGGCGCUAAAGUGUUGACUGGUGGAUCGGUUCCGACUUCGGACCAGCACCAAAACGGUCACUUCUAUCCCGCAACCGUCUUGAUCGAGUGCACUCGUGACAUGUCCUGUGUGCGCAACGAAAUUUUCGGCCCUGUUGCACCCGUUCUACGAUUUCGUUCGGAAUCCGAGGCUAUUGAUUUGGCCAAUGCCACGAACCAUGGUCUCGCUGCCUACAUUUACACCCAGCAGAUUCAGCAGGCCUGGUCUGUUGCACGGCAGCUCCAGUGUGGCAUGGUUGGAAUCAACAGUCCACGUGUGAGUGCGGCGGAAAUGCCCUUCGGAGGCGUCAAGGACUCUGGCAUCGGCAGAGAAGGUGGGCCUCACGCCUUGGUGGAAUUCAUGGACGUAAAAACAAUUAACUGGGAUUUGGCAUAAUCAAGAACUCGUCCCUGCUCACCGCUGUUCUUUCUCUUUGUGUGUGGAUGCCAUGUUUUUCUAAACACUUCCUUUUGCCUCUGUCCCAUUCGUGACACUUCAUUGUGCAAUGAUUCCUGAUUUUAUGGAACGAGGUUCUUUGAGUGGAUUUAAUCAUUUCACAUAACAAUUCAAUCCAUGCACUAUACUCACAAUCCUUUUGACGUUACCCAUCUGUGGCGUGUUGUCGCUUCACUCCGGUUGUGUAGCACAUGUCACUGGAUUGGCGAACACUAGAUGAGUGGCGUAUAAUGGAAUUGAAACGUAAUGAUAGAAGAAACCCGAAACAUAGGUCUUGAGGUAACCAGUCAAGCGUGACCAAAUGACGAAAUGCGCAGUGC